Erythranthe guttata (spotted monkey flower) is the source of this 1310-nucleotide messenger RNA. Lineage: Eukaryota; Viridiplantae; Streptophyta; Magnoliopsida; Lamiales; Phrymaceae. The record is from RefSeq and is a predicted model, not a curated record.
AUCAUGGACUUGGCCUUCUGGUCAACUCAAAGACAAGUCAUCAAAUUCAAGACAAAAGCUUGUGUUGAAUCAUUCUUUCAACUAUGAGUCGUUUCCAAUAUUUAUGUAUCAUUUUUCCACAUACAAAUGUGUAUAUAUAAAUACACAUACUACAUAGCAAUAUGUUAUACACAAACUUCUUAUUCAAUUCUUUGAGUAUAACUUCUUGAUACCUAAUUAUGGCACUUAAACAAUUUAAUCUCCUAUCAUUCAUCUUCAUUCUUGCCCUAAUUUCCCUUUCUCCUAUUGGCCAAGCCAAGAGGAAUACACCAAGUGACAAAAAACCAUCACCAUUUGAAUUCAUCAAAACCGUACAAGGUUGUCACAAGGGCAACAAAACCAAAGAAAUCCACAAUCUCAAAAAAUACCUCCAUAAAUUUGGCUAUCUCCAAUACCCAAAUCAAACCCAUGCCAACAACGACGAUUUCGACGAAGCCCUAGAGUCCGCUGUCAAAACCUACCAGCGAAACUACAAUAUUAACCCCACGGGCACAUUAGAUGCCACAACGGUGUCGAAAAUGACCACCCCUCGAUGCGGGGUCCCCGACAUCAUCAACGGUAAAAACACCAUGCAGAAGCAUGGGACAAAAGAACACGAAUCGAACUCGAGCAGCAAACAUAUCCAUACAGUAUCUCACUACUCUUUCCUUCCAGGAAACCCUAGAUGGCCGCGUUCCAAAACCCAUCUAACUUACAUGUUUUCGGCCAACACCCCCGCGGCGGCAGUGGGCCCCGUUUCUCGGGCCUUUCAGAAAUGGGCCUCCUCCACCCAUUUCACUUUUUCGCUGGCCCAGAGCUCUGCCGAUCUGGUGAUAGGGUUUCACAGUGGGGAUCACGGGGACGGAAACCCGUUCGACGGACGUGGCGGAACCCUAGCCCAUGCUUUUGCUCCGACCAAUGGGAGAUUCCAUUACGAUGCGGACGAGUUGUGGUCCGUUGGUCCAGUCCAAGAUGCUUUCGACUUGGAAACGGUGGCGCUGCAUGAAAUCGGGCACCUUCUUGGGCUUGGGCAUAGCGCAGUCGAGGCUGCAAUCAUGUAUUCCGGAAUUGGCGCCGGAGUGACCAAGAACUUGCAUCCAGAUGAUAUUCAAGGAAUUAAAUCUUUAUAUAAUGUCUGAAAUAUUGUUAUUGAAUUAAAAGAUACGUCAUCUAUCUCUAUAUAUAUAAAUGUAACAAAAUGUUUCUUUUGUUCGGAAUAAUGUACUAGAGUGCUACUUAAUGAUUUUCUUUUUAACCUUUCUAAUAAUAAUGAAUAAAAUAAACUUUAUAAU